Molecule: messenger RNA, 1396 nt
Organism: Drosophila miranda
Lineage: Eukaryota; Metazoa; Arthropoda; Insecta; Diptera; Drosophilidae
Gene: Gbp2
Product: glutenin, high molecular weight subunit DX5
Exons: 2
Coding region: 54-1271 (405 amino acids)
Source: RefSeq, a predicted model, not a curated record
UCAGUCUCACUAGAGUGUUCCGCAGAGAAGGAGGGUACGGGUUUGUUUCGAGAAUGUUUUCCAAACUCUUAUCGCUGGGCCUGUGUCUGGGUCUGGGGCUCAUCGCGCUAUGUGCGCAGUUGGCCACCGCCCGUCCCCAGAAUCCCUACUACGUGGAGAGCUCGCGCAGCGGCGAGGGCGGCUACGGACAGUCCUCAAGGCAUCAGCAUCAUAGUCAUAGGCGAAGCCAUGGAUCUGGCCCGGGAUUCUCUGGCGGACAUGGCCCUCCACAGCAGCCAGGUUUUGGUGGGAGGUUCCCACAACCUUCGGCCCACUACGAUCCCUAUAACCAACAGCCUGGCAGUCCCUUCCGCGGACAGCAGCCUGGGGGCUUCCGUCCCCACCCCGGACAGGGAGGCCGACAUCCUGGUGGAGAUUUCCACAGAGGACAAAAUGGAUUUCAACAGCCAGGAGGAUACCAGCCAGGACAAGGUCAAGGAGGUUUCCAACGGCCAGGUGAAGGAGGUUUCCAGCAGCCAGGACAAGGUCAGGGAGGAUUCCAGCAGCCAGGCCAAGGUCAGGAAGGAUUCCAGCAGCCAGGACAAGGUCAAGGAGGAUUCCAGCAGCCAGGCCAAGGUCAGGGAGGAUUCCAGCAGCCAGGUCAAGGUCAAGGAGGAUUCCAGCAGCCAGGACAAGGCCAGGGAGGUUUGCAGGAGCCAGGUCAAGGUCGAGGAGGAUUCCAGCGGCCAGGUGAAGGAGGAUUCCGUCAGCCGGUGGCAAAACAACCAGACAGUCCUGGAAAUUCUCUUUCAGAUCAAGAUGAGGGCUUUCAGAAGCCGCAGCCAGGCAGUGGAGGGAAUCCUAUCCAGCCUCGUCCAGGACAGAGCCAGCAGCCGGGUUUCCAGCAGCCAGGAGGCGCUUCAAAUCCCAUCCAGCCUCGUCCAGGCACUGACGGCGAGGAUUUCUCCCAGUUUCACUUCCAGACACCCAACACGGUACAGCCCCGACCAGGUCAAGGCCAAGAGCAGCCCGGGCAAGGGGGCAGCACCAUCCAGCCGAGACCAGGAGGUGGCUCUUCCCCGACAGAUGAUGGCGAUGCUUUGAAGGAUAUUUUCAACACCCACGACUUCCUGUCGCCCAGCCUGAAUCAAGGCGGAGGCCACAGGGAUCCCAAGUCGGAGACCGAGGAAGCCGUACCGUCAUCCGUUAACCAGCGCAAUCUCUUCAAUACGGAUCCCAUUUGCACGGACGGAACCGUUCUCAUGGCGGGACGUUGUCGCAAAGCGGCCUAGGGCUACGACAACAUGGGAGCUAUCAUGACUGGUCGUUUCGUAUGUCAACAUCUAUUUUCAUAAAUGCAUCAUCGUUGUCUUUUAUAUCAAUAAAAUUGGCUUAAUUCUGAGUAAUCGAAAUUGAA